Molecule: messenger RNA, 2010 nt
Organism: Penaeus vannamei (Pacific white shrimp)
Lineage: Eukaryota; Metazoa; Arthropoda; Malacostraca; Decapoda; Penaeidae
Source: RefSeq, a predicted model, not a curated record
AUGCGAAUGAAGAGAGCUAAUGAUGGCAGUGACAGUGACAAAGGCUCUGUCUCCAGUAUGAGCACCUCAGAUGCAAAGCUGCCAAAGCUAGAGCUUCCCAAAUAUGAUGGUGAUCUGACCCAAUGGCAGUCAUUUUGGGAUAGAUUUACAGCCUCAAUAGACAGGACUGACAUACCUGUUAUUACUAAGUUCACUUAUUUACAAUCAGUGUUACAAGGAAAAGCAUUGUCUGCCAUCCGAGGAGUAACACUCACUGUUCCAAAUUACAAGGUUGCAUGUGAUAUAUUGAAGAACAGAUUUGGCCGACCUCAAAUAAUCAUAAAUGCACAUAUUCAUGCACUAAUGAAUAUCUCUGUAGCUCCUAAAAUAAGAGGAGCAAAUUAUGUUGAAUCGCUGUGGAAUCUUCUAGACCAGCUCCAUUGGCAUGUAAGAAGUUUGGAGAGCUUUGGCAUUAAUAAUAAACAAUUUGGCGUGGUGUUAACUCCAUUGGUCUUGGGUCGUCUGCCUCAAGAGAUAAGAUUGGAAUGGUCAAGGGAAUCUACAAAUCAUGAAGGUGACCUGGAAUGGCUGCUGACGUUCCUGCAGAAGGAGAUAAGCCGUCGAGAGAGAUCUGAAACUUUCCCGGACGUUGGGAUGGGGAAGCCUGAACGACGAUUUGUGGACUCGGAGAAAAGAAGAGUGGCUUCUGCAUCGGCUCUUCACACCUCAUCUGAAGUAGGAUCUUCUUAUUGUGCUUUCUGCAGCAAGAAACACAAGUCUGAGAAGUGCUGGGAUAUCCUGAAGCUCCCUUUGAAGGAACGUGAAGAAAAAAUCAAAGCUGGUUUGUGUUUCAAGUGUUUAUUUGUCAAAGCAAGUGUUCUAAGUGUAAUGGCAAUCAUAAUUUUCUUCUGUGUAGAUCAAAGGGCGCAGGAAGCACAGAAAAGGCUAUGGAAAAAAGUUCCCCAAGUGAAUCAUGUUGGUGUGACUCUUAGCAAGUGUAAUGUGUUGACGAAGACUAGCUGUGUGCUACAGACUGCUAGAGUUAAAGUGUUUGGCGAGUCAGGUGCUUGUUGUGAAGCCACCUUGUUGUUUGAUACAGGCUCUGAUAGAUCUUACGUGUCCAGUAAUCUUGUGAAGAAAGUUAAGCCCAAGUGGGUGAGCUCAGAACCUGUGUCAUAUGCUGCUUUUGGAGGUAGUAAGUCUCCUCCAGGUAAACAGAGUAAUAUUUUUGACUUGCAAUUAGUAGGUUUACAUGGUGCAAAACAUUUAAUGGCUUUAGAGAUUCCAAAGAAUAAUAGUCACCUGAAUAUAGACAUACUUGUAGGUUUGGAUGCUUAUUGGGGAUUUAUGGAUCCUGAAAUUAAGCCACAUCAGAGUAAUGGAUUAGUAGCCCAAAAGUCUGUAUUUGGUUGGGUGUUAUCUGGUUCAUGGAAGGUUCCUACUAUCAGCAACUGUGAGUCUACACAAAUGUUGUGUAUAGGAAAUGUGACAGAUUCUGAUUUACGUGAGUUUUGGGAUUUAGAAUCUGUUGGCAUAACUCAAAAGGAAGCUGUUCCUAGCCCAUUUACCUCAGACCCUGUUUUGAAGCAAUUUUGUGAAAAUGUUAAGUUUGAAGAGGGACGCUAUGAAGUAGGCUUACCUUGGAAGUCGGAUGACUGCAAGAAGAAUCUUAUGAAUAAUGAGGGAAUUGCUAGGAAAAGGUUGCAAGGAUUAGGGCUUGUCAAAGAGAGUAGUUCUUCAACUAAGGUCAGACCAGUUUUUGAUGCUUCUGCAACUAGUUAUAAUGGCACUUCUUUAAAUGAUUGUCUUGAGUCUGGUCCUUCACUUAACGCUGAUCUUGUGAAAGUAUUGGUUCGUUUCAGAAAGUGGAAGGUUGCAUUGACUGCUGAUAUUACAAAGGCAUUCUUGCAGAUUUGUGUUCGGCCAGAAGACCGAGAUGUUCAUCGCUUUUUGUGGAAAUGCAAAGACUCCAUUAGAAUGAUGAGGUUUGUUCGUGUUCCCUUUGGUAAUACAAGUAGCCCUUUUUGCUAA